UCUCUCACUCUGCAACUUAAAAUUAAAAACAAAAAAAAAGAAGUAAUAAAUUUUGCAAUAAACCCUUCAAGACAAAAUUAGCUUUUUGUUUUUCUUUUCUUUGUUUUUCUUUUAUUUUAUUUUUAUUUUGUAAUUUGUAUUCCUCGUAAAACCCAUGAGUUGAGUGACCCCUUUGGUUCCUCCUCUUCUUUGCUUUUAAUCCUCCCCAAGAAGAAGAAGAAGAAAAAAAUAAAUAAAAAUGCCUUCUUUUGCCUUUGGAUCUCAUCACCAUCUGUCGAAUCCUAGAGACUCGCCCUACUCCGUCGAAAUUAGCCCCGACGGUGGCUCCUCAGACUUGGAUUCUUUGUCUGAGGUCGAUUUAGAGAGCGGCUGUGUUCCGGCGCCGGAGAAAAAGCUGCAUUCCGGUGGUAAGAAGAAGAGGACAAGGAGGAGAAAGAGGAAAAAGAAGAAGAAGAAGAAGAAGAAAAGUGGUAGAGAUUGCAGGAUCUGUCAUCUUCCUUUAGAGAUUAAUCAAGAAGCUGAAGAAGAUGAAGAAGUUGAAGAUACUGAUGAUGAUUCUGAUGAAGAUGGAGAAGACGAAGACGAAGAAGAAGAGUAUUAUGGUUUGCCUUUGCAAUUAGGUUGCUCUUGUAAAGGUGAUUUGGGUGUAGCUCAUAGUAAGUGUGCUGAGACUUGGUUCAAGAUCAAAGGAAACAUGACAUGUGAGAUAUGCGGGGCAAUGGCUCUAAACGUGGCUGGCGAACAGUCGAACCCAGAGAGUACUGCCUCUGCCCAUUCACAAGCAGCUGCAGGACAACCUCAGACUCAGACAGAGCCACGGGGAAUCUGGCAUGGUCGUCCUGUUAUGAACUUCUUACUUGCCGCUAUGGUCUUUGCCUUCAUU
Molecule: messenger RNA, 883 nt
Organism: Camelina sativa (false flax)
Lineage: Eukaryota; Viridiplantae; Streptophyta; Magnoliopsida; Brassicales; Brassicaceae
Molecular function (GO): zinc ion binding
Source: RefSeq, a predicted model, not a curated record